Molecule: messenger RNA, 1853 nt
Organism: Stylophora pistillata
Lineage: Eukaryota; Metazoa; Cnidaria; Anthozoa; Scleractinia; Pocilloporidae
Product: tyrosine-protein kinase SRK3-like
Biological process (GO): cell surface receptor protein tyrosine kinase signaling pathway; multicellular organism development; positive regulation of kinase activity
Cellular component (GO): signaling receptor complex; plasma membrane
Molecular function (GO): ATP binding; transmembrane receptor protein tyrosine kinase activity
Source: RefSeq, a predicted model, not a curated record
GUUUAUUUAAACAUAUCAAAAAAAUUUGGAGCCACUUUUGAAAUUUAGAGAGCAAUUUUUUGGUGAUUUAGCCAUCUUUAAGCAACUAUUUGGCCACAAUCCAGUGAGCAACUUUCCAGUAUUUUACGAGCACAAUCGGGACAGGCCUAACCGAGACUUAAUCCCGACCAAUAAAAGCAACUUAAGCUAUUAGAACUUAUCCAGUUAUUCCUUUUUACUUAGUGACGCAGACACACGAUACCUCUCCGUUAUUGCCUCUCGCUGGGAAAUCGCUCCGAAACAAAUUCACCUCCAAAGCAUACUGGGGACUGGGGCAUUUGGAGAGGUUUGGAAAGUUGUGGUCUACGAAAUGCAAGGACACCCUGAAGAGACUACAGUGGCCGUCAAGAAACUAAAACGUAACUGUUCUGACCACGAACAGGAAUCGUUGGCACAAGAAAUUGAAUUGGGAAAAUCGUUAGAUGGAGACAAACAUCCCAAUAUCGUUAAUUUUUUGGCGUGUGUUUCCACAUGCACCCCCAUGAUGUUGGUUUUGGAAUAUGCUCCAUACGGGGAUGUGCUUGGCUACCUCCGGAAAAGCAGGGGAGUGGAAGAUCAGUUCUAUUGUUCCCCAGAGUGUUGCCAGCAAGAAGUGACUUCAUAUGAUCUGCUUAGUUUUGCACAACAGAUAGCUUCCGGGAUGAGGUUCCUGACAUCAAAGAAAAUCCUCCAUCGUGAUCUCCCGGCAAGAAACGUCCUGUUGGGAGCAGGCAGGAUUUGUAAAAUUUGCGACUUUGGACUGGCCCUGAUAAGGGAGAGAUAUCAACAGUAUCUUUACUGCACUGCUAUCAGAAAGGGUCGCCUUCCUAUCAAAUGGACCGCUCCUGAGCAUCUUUUCAAUGUUUCUGACGAAAAAAACCUUAGAGUGUCGGAGAAAAGUGACGUGUGGUCAUACGGUAUUGUCCUGUUUGAAAUAUUUACUCUCGGAGGCGUGCCUUACCCAGGGUGGAACGAAUGGAAAGUUGUAUAUGAACUCAAAGUGAACAAGUAUCGUAUGCCUCAACCAGAACAUGUUAGCGAAGAACUAUACCAGCUCAUGGUGGAUUGCUGGAACGAAGAUCCCGACGCACGACCCACUUUCGAUCUUCUUCAUGAAGUAACGACCGGAUAUUUGCAGGAAGAGCACUAUGUGGAUAUGUCAAAGUAUGAGCCCAGCCUUUACGCCAAUGUGGAGGAAACAGCUUCUCCUGCAGGUCCUGCUUCCUUUGAGAAUUUGACCACUGUGCUGUAAAAGAUCAAGAUUUUGACCAACACAUACUGCGCAUGCAUAAGAACUGUUAGGUUCAAAAACUGUGCCGAGGGAUAGCUAUGAAAGUAGCUUGUGUCAUCAUGUGUAAAAGUUAGAUUGUAGAAGGUGAGGCAGCAAAUUAAACUGCGUGUAAUCUGCAAAUGACACUCAUGAUAGCACUUUGUAGUAUAGUAUCGUUAGGGAAUUACGUUAUCGCCUGAGCAGAGUUUUCUCAAAAAGUUUUUUAGAAUAGAGUUAGUCAUUAUUCGUAUUAUCAGGGGCAACUACGAUACACCGUUUGCAAAUAUUGCGAAGAUAGCUCCAAAGCGAGGCUUCUCGGUAGCAACACUGUUGCUAAGGGCUGGCUGGGCGUCUGUUUUCAAGUACUUCGUGCCAGCUAAUACCAGGUUAGAUUAUGCUUUCUUUAGGCCUAGGCCUACAUCCUGUGUUCUUUUAUCAGAGAUGAGUAAUUGGAAGACAGUACCAUCAAAGUAAAAUAAUUCUAGACUUUUAACGGAAGUUACAGUCUGGGAGGUACGUCUUGAAUCCUGCUUUGUUAUGAACGUUCGAUUGUCUUCUCAUUUAA